Molecule: messenger RNA, 1171 nt
Organism: Doryrhamphus excisus (bluestripe pipefish)
Lineage: Eukaryota; Metazoa; Chordata; Actinopteri; Syngnathiformes; Syngnathidae
Gene: rhogb
Product: ras homolog family member Gb
Biological process (GO): small GTPase-mediated signal transduction
Molecular function (GO): GTPase activity; GTP binding
Source: RefSeq, a predicted model, not a curated record
CGGCUCUUCCGGAGAAGUAAACGGCAAAAAAAAGUAAAGUGAUACUCAUAAAAAUGCUACUCUGGCUAAGACAGCAAAUUAAUUUGAUUUGUUUUAAAAUAUGUUUAGCAUUUGAUGUACGUUUUUUUUAAUGCCGAAUUGUUAACAAAUGUUACAGUAACGAAUCUCAGUGGAGUUUAAUGCCUGUGAGAAGACAAUAACAUGAUGCAUUCAUGGAACGUGACAACCAAGUAAACGGCACAUAAAACUACAAGUACACACACAGGCCGACAGUAAACUUCCUCUUCCUUCUCCUGCUGUUUUUUAUGCUCCACCCACACACACACACACACACACACACACACACACACUGAGAAGACCGAAACAGAGCAGUUUUAUCAGACAGGACCACUGAUGAGCGGGGCCGGACGAUGGGACGUAAUAAGUCUCUGAAGAAUUAAUCCAAUCCAAUCAGGCGGAAGGUUUCUGAAGGAGUCAAAGGUCAUCAUGCAAACCAUAAAGUGUGUGGUUGUAGGCGACGGCGCCGUGGGAAAGACUUGCCUCCUCAUUUCCUACACCACCGGAGCCUUUCCCAAAGAGUACAUCCCCACCGUGUUCGACAACUACAGCAGCCAGAUAACAGUGGACAACAGAAUCAUCAGUCUAAACCUGUGGGACACGGCGGGCCAAGAGGAGUACGACCGGCUGAGGACGCUGUCAUACCCUCAAACCAACGUUUUCAUCAUCUGCUUCUCCAUCUCAAGCCCCGCCUCCUACGAGAAUGUCAAACACAAAUGGCAUCCUGAGGUGUCACAUCACUGCCCCGGCAUCCCCAUCCUCUUGGUGGGCACCAAGAGCGACCUCCGAAACGACGCCGAGAUCCAGAGAAAGCUGAAGGAGCAGAACCAGACGCCCAUCACUCAUCACCAGGGCUCCGCCCUCGCCCGGCAGAUUCACGCCGUCCGCUACCUGGAAUGCUCCGCCCUCAACCAGGACGGCAUUAAGGACGUGUUCACUGAAGCCGUCAGGGCGUUUCUCAACCCCGAGCCUGUCAUCAGCAAGAAGCCUUGCGUGCUGCUCUAGGACCCAAACGGGGGCUUUUAGUGCUUGACAGACUUGAUUUUAGAAGUUGGAAAAAUGGCAUCAUUUUCUUCACCUGCUUUGAUGGGAUUAAAACUGAAAGAUGACAAUA